Penicillium alfredii is the source of this 729-nucleotide messenger RNA. RefSeq lists its product as uncharacterized. The record is from RefSeq and is a predicted model, not a curated record. Bases 1 to 729 code for a protein of 242 amino acids. The transcript has 2 exons. Lineage: Eukaryota; Fungi; Ascomycota; Eurotiomycetes; Eurotiales; Aspergillaceae.
AUGAUUAGUUCUCUUCAAAGCGAUUUUGAAGAUUGCAAAGCCCGGCUUCCUGUCCCUAUUGACCAUGAUGUAUUUCAAGGCAUUCCGUCCCACGCCUUCGAAAUCCAUCUCUAUCAAACGACCUUUUUCGAUGUAUACCCAUCUUCCGCCGCGUCAUUCGACCAAUCCAUGGCCCUCCUGCGAAUCGAUGCCCUUUGUCACGGACUAGCGGCUGCAAAACAAUUUAUGAGCUUUUACUUCAGUCUACCACCUGGUAUUGAAAAGAGAUUUAGUUACACCCAAUGGACAAUGACCGGGUUCAGCGUUGCAGCUUCAUGCAAACUUGUUCUCGCAUCGUUGGAGCCAUCCGUUCGAGAUCACGAUCAAGUCCGAGGGUUGCGAGAGACAUUGGAUAUGCGGCAUGAAAUCCAGAAAUCUGUCAAGCGCAUGAAUACGCUUGAUCAGGAGUGUAAAGGUGGGAAGUGGGAUCAGCAUGAGAUGUUCUUCUACCAAGAUUGGCUGCGGUUCCUUUCUGAAUGGUUUGAAGAGAAAUAUCGUCUUGCGCAGUCUGAUAGCUCUGGAGAGAAUAAUGGUGCACUGGGAGUCUUCACCACUGGAAUCUCAGAAAAUAAUAUCUAUGAAGAGCCUCAGCCUGAUCCUGGUUUUCCUUGGGUGGAUCUUCAGGACGUUACGAUUGAGGAGAUGUUGAGUGUGUGGUUAGACCCAAUGAAUAUGCCACACUACUAUUAA